CCCAUCCAGCUGGAGAGAGCAGAGCAUCGCAAGGUGGACACGCACACACAUACUUUAACACACCCUCACAGAGACACACAGAACCAUAAACGCUCACAUAUGCAGACACACACACACACACACACACCCGUGCCUCACGCAUCCCUGGACUUUAUCUGUGGAGUGAGAAGGACGCCUUCAAACUGACAAACUGAGAGAAAACGGAGCAACGCUGGGGAGGAACUUUUCGAUGGUGGAUUCAUAAAAUUGAAGAGGCUCCAAAGCAACGCUGACGAUGAGAGGUGGACUAACUCCACCGCUGUAGAGAGGCCUGCCGCCAUCCCACAGUGAAGAUUUGGGGGGUAUCCAGAGGAUCUGCAGAGAGUCACAUUCCCACCCUUCUCCUCCAAGGACUCCCACCCUCGUGUCAUCCCUCCACUGGGACACCUCUUAAAAAUCAGCAUGCCUACAGCUUGCACAAGGUGCACCUUGGGAGUGUGACCCACCAUGUGCAGAUGGACGGCAUCCGUAGCUCAUCUCCGUCCUGAACCUGCCCUCGGCGCCCCCGCUGCUGCGGCCCCCCCCGGCCGACCUCUGCCGCUGCCCAGCGCGGCCUCCCUUUGUCUGGCAUGCUUCACCUUGCUCCUGGUCACCUCUGGCACCGCCACGGGGGCCUGUGCUCCCGGGGGGAGGAAUGAGCCCCUCCAGAUGCUGGCAAGCGGCGUCAACUGCUCGUGGACACUGGAGCGGCACACUCGCAGCUACAAUCACUUGGAGGGCGACGUGCGGCUGCGGCGACUUUAUUCUGCCAACAAGUUCUUCCUGUGCAUUGACAAAACAGGCAAAGUGGACGGUACCCGGAGGAAAAACUACGCUGAAAGCCUAAUGGAAAUCCGAUCUGUCAGUGUGGGAGUCGUUGCCAUCAAAUCUGUCAGCACUGGGCUGUACUUAGCUAUGUCCAAGAAAGGCACACUCUUUGGAUCGGUGAAGUACAACCCGAGCUGCAAGUUCAAGGAGCGCAUUGAGGAGAAUGGCUACAACACGUACGCCUCCCUCCGCUGGAAGCACGGCGGCAGGCAGAUGUUUGUUUCGCUGAACGGGCGCGGGAAGCCGCGACGGGGCCACAAGGCUCGCCGGAGACACCCCUCCACUCAUUUCCUGCCCAUGCUCCCCUCCUAGCUGCCCAGGCCUGAACUCUGACUGGCAUCUGGCCGACACACCUACACUAGCAGGUGUAGGCUAGCACGGCACUAACGCUGAUCCAGUCCCGACAUUGAAUUAUCCUGUCACACAAAUGUACAUUUGUUAAGGUCUGUAACAUUUGUAGAGUUAGUGUAAUAUGUACGUUUAAGUUAUUUGUCUAAUGAUACUCAGUAAUACAGUACAGUAGAAUCCUUCUGUGUUCAGGCAUCUGGCCGGUUACAGUAUCUCUCUGAGUGCCUGACAUGACGCUGGGGUGACUAUGGGAGACAUUCAAUACUAUGUGUCACUAAAAACAAACAGAAAAAACCCUGGGAGAGAAACACGCCAGGGCUGUAGCUGCUACUGAGGACUCUGAGAUGAUGUUUUUGACUGGUUUAGCAAUUUCUCCUGGAAUAUUCAAUAUACAGUCCAGACUCAUUAAAGGUCAGUCGUACAGUCCAGACUCAUUAAAGGUCACUGAAAAAAAAUAGGGUUUUGUGCAUUCCUCCUGAGACCUCAUGACCUUAGCAUUUCUAAUGUUGUUGUUGCUGCACACUUCCGGAAAAGAAACACUGCCCUGACCUGCUGUACGGGUCUGUUUAAGUCACACACAACAGCAACUAAGCUAUUGACUUGGAUGCAACUUCCCUGACGAGCUCUGUGUGUUCAUGCAUGCUUCUGUCAAACUGCUUUUCAAAAAUCCACCAAUUCACAAAUACUAGUGUAGGAAUCAGUAUCUCCGGCUGCUGGUGCGUAGUUCGGUGGUGAAAUCGUCAGUCUACAUUCUCAUUGCAUUGUAGCAGCUGUAGGUGCACAGGUCAUGCUUUGUCUUUAGUAAAGGUUGUUACAUACUCUGUUACACCAUGCUAACAUUUUCCCAACGAGGCUCUCGGUAAUAGAACGUUUAAUAUAUUUAAAACAUUUUGUAAAACAUUUUGUACUGUUUAUUGUUACAGAUGACUUCAUGUGCUGGGUUGUAGUUCUACUGUUUAAAAGGAAGGGAUCUAUCAUUGUACUCAAGUCUAUAUUCCGCUCCUUUCAUUGGUCUUAUUGCUGGAUAGAGGCACAUACUGUAUGCGACUGUUUUCCAGUAUAGGCCAGUAAUGCAGGAUGCAUUUAUGACCACGCUCUUAGUUUGAAAUUCAGUAAAAUGGUUUGAGUGCCUUGAUCCUUUCUGACUUGUGAUGUUCAAUAAAAAUGUAAAUAACACUUACUUUCACUUGUAUUAUUGUCUUAUUUUCGUGGCAUCUUAAUCUUGCC
Messenger RNA from Betta splendens (Siamese fighting fish), 2421 nucleotides. RefSeq names its product fibroblast growth factor 22 (gene fgf22). The record is from RefSeq and is a predicted model, not a curated record. Gene Ontology annotation, molecular function: growth factor activity; fibroblast growth factor receptor binding. Gene Ontology annotation, biological process: cell differentiation; animal organ morphogenesis; fibroblast growth factor receptor signaling pathway. Lineage: Eukaryota; Metazoa; Chordata; Actinopteri; Anabantiformes; Osphronemidae. Gene Ontology annotation, cellular component: cytoplasm. The transcript has 3 exons. The coding region runs from base 487 to 1158 and encodes 223 amino acids.